Porites evermanni is the source of this 4748-nucleotide messenger RNA. Lineage: Eukaryota; Metazoa; Cnidaria; Anthozoa; Scleractinia; Poritidae. The record is from the annotation of a GenBank genome assembly.
AUGAAUCUCAACAAUCCGGGACGUGUUCGGAAAAGGAAAGAGUCAGUGAAAAAAGUGUCAGAGGAGUCAGUUGCUAGUGCGAGUAGUGAUACAUGUAGGGAGAUGGAUAGGGAGAUGAUGGUGUUGCCAAGACAGUCUUGUUUAGAAAUGGAGCAAAAAUUGAAGAUUUUAUCAGAAAGUAGAUUUGUUUGCGUGAAUUACCUUUGAACUCUUCAAGCUGUAAAAAGCACAGUCUUGACUGGACUUAACACCAGUAAAACAGACCCUGGCCAAAGGCUUAGACAACAGCUUAUGUUUCCAAAUAUACUUAGAUAUCUGCCCAGAGAACAUGCCGGUAAAUUCAAAAGGGAGGAUCCUCAACAACCAGUUUUUAAAAAAACUGUCUCUAAGUAGGAUAAAUAAUGUUAUGCACAGGAGUGAAGAAGAACGAAACAAGGAACUUUCAAUGGGAGGUGUGUGCAUGCUUACUGGAACAUAGGCGCAAUAAACUCAGUCAAGAGCAGCAGUGAAUGACCAUAUUUUCUUUACUCCAUAACAAUAGAAAGGAGCCAUAAAUAGACGAAUUUUACGAUGAAUAAUAACACUGUCCCUACUCAUUCAGUUGUGGACCCAAGGGGAGGGUCCAAAACACCCCCAUGCUGGCUUGAGUGGAUAACCAACCACUGUUUGUAUAUAUACAUAUAUAUAUAUGUACUUAACGCUAAACGGAGAAUGCCUGGUGAGUGAAGUCGUGUACCAAGCCACAGUCACAACCGGAGACAAAAGAGAGACAUACAUCGGUCUCACAGCUACCAAGGCAAGAUACAGAAACCACUUGAUGUCAUUUAGACAUGAAAAGAGAAGGAAUGAGACUGAGCUGAGCAAGCACCUGUGGCAGCUAAAAAAGGCAAAUAAGGAAUUCAACAUCACGUGGAAGAUUCUCGCCAAAGCAAAAUCUUACACCAACCUUACAAAACGUUGCAAUCUAUGUACAACAGAGAAGUUCUUUUUCAUCUGUAGGCCUCACAUGGCAACACUGAACAAGCGCAACGAACUUGUCUCUACAUGCAAACAUCGACGCAAGUUCAUCCUAAGGUACAAUCGAACAUGUGAAAGCCAGAGAUUGUAGUGCGAGCUUUCGUGUGACUUAGGUUUCGUAUAAGAGUUGUAGGCGAUUGAGAGCAAGCACACGCUUUUCAUUCUAAAAUUUCUUAAAAAUUUAAAUUUCAAACGUUAUAUGUAACCAUUUUUAUCACGCGAUCACUUUUCUUGAUGUAGACCCUGACGCUUCAGUGUUAUAAUGGAGUUUAACUGAAGAGUGGGUCACCUUUUCGGUAAGAGAACAAUUAACUACAUACUAGAAAAAAAAAUUAUUGCAGUGGGGAAGGACUAGAAGGGAACAUACGAACCAUUCGAGCUAGUCCACCCAAAAACUACAACAUACACUUAAAUAAAGAAAAAGAAAACAGUAAAAUUAUAUCUUAAAUGUAAAAACUAUAAUUGAUAAUAUGUCAUAUCCUAGAUUAAUCUAAUCAGAAAAUAAUUGUUACAUCGAUCACUACAUCCAAGUGGCAUGCGGGUGGUCAGGGUCGAAACUCUUCUUUUUAUGGAAGUCAUUACAUUGUUUUUUAAAUAAUGAUAGGCUUAAAUUCGAGGUCCUGAGUUUAUCAGGCAGGUUGUUCCAUAAAUAAGGUAAUCUAUUGAAAAAAGUGCCUUUGAAUAAUUCGGUUCUGCCUUUAUUAAUCUUAAACUUAUUACUAGAAUAUGACCUUAAUCUUCUGUCUGAGCAAAAUUCAAAAUAUCUUUCAACUGAAUAGUUAUAGUAACCACACUUCAGUUUAUAAAAUGUUGUUAUGUCUUUAACUUCUCUUUGGUACACCAAUGGGAGAAGAUUGAGCUGCUGAAGGCAUUCAUUGUAAGUUAAGUUAGGUAGGAGAAGCCGCGUAGCACGUCGUUGGACACCCCCAAUAAGCUUUAUUAAGGUGACAGACUUUGGACUCCAGAUUUCAGAGGCAUACUCCAAAUGCGAACGCACAAGGGCCACGUAGAGAGAUCUAAAUGUCUGCAGAAACUGAUCGCUCCUGCUGCUGAGUGAACAACGGAUAAAACCUAACAUCUUAUUAGCUUUGUUCACCUGGACGUAGAUGUGCUUAUUAAAUCGAGCAUCACAAGUGAUGAGAACAGUAAGGUCACGCUGAGCCUCCUCUCUCUUAAGUGCCUUUCCCCUCAUAUUGUAAUCAUAAAUUAUUGGAUUGCGCUUCCUCGUUAUCGUGCAAAGCGAGCACUUAUCCAUGUUAAAAGCCAUCUUCCAAACAUCACUCCAGUCAACCAGGUUAUCAAUCAAUCAACUCUGCUCUUUGAAUAUAGUGGUUACCUGGUACAAAAACCUACCAGACAAAAGAUUAUUACGCUCAGCUUAGUCUGCACACAGACGUUUUUUCCUUUUUUCAUGGAUAAUCAUUAUGAAGGCAUGAAAACAACCACUAGUGCUUGAACUAGUGCUCAAUUAAUCCCCCGUGGUUUUAUUUAUACUUGCUUGCUUAAGGGUCUUGGAAAAAAUAAAAGGUCUGUGCAGCAGACUAAGCUUAGUUUCACAGUAAGGUGCACUCUCGCCAAAAUGCCCAACUUCAAUUUAAACAGCAAUAGUGUGUUGAAAAAUGCUUUAUGAUAUAAGAGAGUUUUGGGUUUCAUCUCCAUUUUAAUCAUUCCUUUCAGGUAACAUUUGUUUUGUUUUUCUAAAAUAACUCUUUUUUCAUGUAGGAUGUGACAUAAAGCAAGAACUUACAAUGGUGAAAAACAGAAUAUACUUAACAAUUAUUCCUCUAGUCCGAAUGGGCUCUGAGUCAAUAGCCUAUGGGGCUGAACGCCGAAUUGGCUCUUGACUCAGAGGCUAUAAGGGCGAGAGGAAUAAUUGUUUUGGUAAAAUCCAACUAGUUGGUCAAAAAUAUCGAGAAUAAGAAAGAUUUAGCUACUUAAAGCUAGACUUUAAUCCUUUUUUGCCGCCAAAAAGCCGGUGCUUUUCACUACUAGUGGGCUAUAACAUAUAGCCUAGUAGUAGCUCAACCAAUCAGAACACAGCAUUCAUAAUAGACCACUAGCUGGAUUUUACUAAAAAUGAAAUAUUUGUCAACAAGGGAAUCCAUGUAUAUGAGCCACAGAGUUUUAGACAGUUUUGCAUUACUGCAGGGGCCACAAAGCUUUUUGACACCGUCCUUAGUGCAAUGACAUCUGCAAGGCAUUCAUCAGAACGAAUUAUCCUAAAUAAGAGAAGGGUUGUAUCAUUUAUAUGUNUGCGAACGCACAAGGGCCACGUAGAGAGAUCUAAAUGUCUGCAGAAACUGAUCGCUCCUGCUGCUGAGUGAACAACGGAUAAAACCUAACAUCUUAUUAGCUUUGUUCACCUGGACGUAGAUGUGCUUAUUAAAUCGAGCAUCACAAGUGAUGAGAACAGUAAGGUCACGCUGAGCCUCCUCUCUCUUAAGUGCCUUUCCCCUCAUAUUGUAAUCAUAAAUUAUUGGAUUGCGCUUCCUCGUUAUCGUGCAAAGCGAGCACUUAUCCAUGUUAAAAGCCAUCUUCCAAACAUCACUCCAGUCAACCAGGUUAUCAAUCAAUCAACUCUGCUCUUUGAAUAUAGUGGUUACCUGGUACAAAAACCUACCAGACAAAAGAUUAUUACGCUCAGCUUAGUCUGCACACAGACGUUUUUUCCUUUUUUCAUGGAUAAUCAUUAUGAAGGCAUGAAAACAACCACUAGUGCUUGAACUAGUGCUCAAUUAAUCCCCCGUGGUUUUAUUUAUACUUGCUUGCUUAAGGGUCUUGGAAAAAAUAAAAGGUCUGUGCAGCAGACUAAGCUUAGUUUCACAGUAAGGUGCACUCUCGCCAAAAUGCCCAACUUCAAUUUAAACAGCAAUAGUGUGUUGAAAAAUGCUUUAUGAUAUAAGAGAGUUUUGGGUUUCAUCUCCAUUUUAAUCAUUCCUUUCAGGUAACAUUUGUUUUGUUUUUCUAAAAUAACUCUUUUUUCAUGUAGGAUGUGACAUAAAGCAAGAACUUACAAUGGUGAAAAACAGAAUAUACUUAACAAUUAUUCCUCUAGUCCGAAUGGGCUCUGAGUCAAUAGCCUAUGGGGCUGAACGCCGAAUUGGCUCUUGACUCAGAGGCUAUAAGGGCGAGAGGAAUAAUUGUUUUGGUAAAAUCCAACUAGUUGGUCAAAAAUAUCGAGAAUAAGAAAGAUUUAGCUACUUAAAGCUAGACUUUAAUCCUUUUUUGCCGCCAAAAAGCCGGUGCUUUUCACUACUAGUGGGCUAUAACAUAUAGCCUAGUAGUAGCUCAACCAAUCAGAACACAGCAUUCAUAAUAGACCACUAGCUGGAUUUUACUAAAAAUGAAAUAUUUGUCAACAAGGGAAUCCAUGUAUAUGAGCCACAGAGUUUUAGACAGUUUUGCAUUACUGCAGGGGCCACAAAGCUUUUUGACACCGUCCUUAGUGCAAUGACAUCUGCAAGGCAUUCAUCAGAACGAAUUAUCCUAAAUAAGAGAAGGGUUGUAUCAUUUAUAUGUGCUACUGUCUAAGUCAGGUAUGCAAUCCACUUCAAAUUGAUCAUUCGCUCUAUCUCCGAAGUAGUCGCACAAAUCAAGAGGGUCUGGAAACAGAGCAAAUUAUGGGGCUAUCUUGCGCAAGACGGACAGUUAACACUAUUGUCAACACCAUGGCAGAAAACCACUACCACUCAUUUCAAAAUUUCAUGUUAGAUGCUGUUAAAACCAAGUGA